Molecule: messenger RNA, 537 nt
Organism: Hibiscus syriacus
Lineage: Eukaryota; Viridiplantae; Streptophyta; Magnoliopsida; Malvales; Malvaceae
Exons: 5
Molecular function (GO): GTPase activator activity
Source: RefSeq, a predicted model, not a curated record
CAUGGGUUCCCCAUACGACGUGAUUCUGCAGUGGUACUGUUACAUUUCUUGGAAAAUAAGCUAACAUCUGCUUUUCCACAGUUAUCAAGGUCGAUAAACCCAUUUGAUCUUGGCGGUGAAGCACCUCGACCCCAAACUCAAACAUCCUUUUCAAUGACUUCCUUACAAGGUGCCUUACCAAAUGCACCUCCUCAUUCUGGCCUACUGCGCACUUCAAGCCUUGGUACUUCAUCAUCAACAUGGAUGCCACCUCAAUCUUUACCAUACACACCAAGGAUGCCAUCAGAAUCACCGCCUAAUUCAUCAGCAUUGCCACCAAGGACAUACUCAGGAGCUCAAUUACCUAGUAUCUUGCAACCGUCCGGCCGUCAGGUUGGAGUCAUUGGCAGUGAGGCAUCGUAUGGUUUUAUAAAUACUGGUAGAUUCCCAGCACCUGCUACCCCACAGCCUUCCUCUUCUGUUGGUGAGGGAAACCCAUUUGGCUGGAUAGAAAAAGAAAACAACCUGGACCCAUUUCCGCUUAAGCAUCUUUGUUAG